Messenger RNA from Hevea brasiliensis (rubber tree), 1160 nucleotides. RefSeq names its product hypersensitive-induced response protein 1. The coding region runs from base 173 to 1036 and encodes 287 amino acids. The transcript has 6 exons. NCBI's taxonomy places the organism in Eukaryota, Viridiplantae, Streptophyta, Magnoliopsida, Malpighiales, Euphorbiaceae. The record is from RefSeq and is a predicted model, not a curated record.
AUGAUGAUUUAUGAGCAGCACACUGAUCCUCUUAGCUAGUGAAGUCUAUCUUUACUGUCUAUAGUAUGUAAUAACAUGACUGUCUUGUUUCUUGUUUUUUAAGAAAGAUCAAACUCUCUCUUUCACUCUCCUUGCCAGGACCUUUUUUUUUUCUUUUCUGAAAGAAUUCAAUAUGGGUCAAGCAUGCGGUUGCAUUCAAGUGGAACAAUCAAAAGUUGCUAUCAGGGAACACUUUGGAAAGUAUAAUGCUGUGCUGGAUCCUGGCUGCCACUGCUUGCCAUGGUGCCUGGGAUACAAAGUGUCUGGUAUACUUUCUCUGCGUGUACAACAACUUGAUAUUAGGUGUGAGACAAAAACAAAGGAUAAUGUAUUUGUCAAUGUGGUUGCCUCUAUUCAAUAUCGUGCAUUGGCAGAAAAAGCAGCAGACGCCUACUAUAAGCUCUCCAAUACCAAAGCUCAAAUUCAGGCCUAUGUUUUUGAUGUCAUCAGGGCAAGUGUUCCAAAAUUGAGCUUGGAUGCUGCUUUUGAACAGAAGAAUGAAAUUGCAAAAGCUGUUGAAGAUGAACUUGAAAAGGCCAUGUCUGCCUAUGGGUUUGAAAUAGUGCAGACUCUUAUUGUGGAUAUAGAACCAGAUACUAAUGUGAAGAGGGCAAUGAAUGAGAUAAAUGCAGCUGCAAGACAGAGAGUGGCAGCAAGUGAAAGGGCAGAAGGAGAUAAGAUAUUGCAGAUUAAGCGAGCUGAAGGAGAAGCAGAAUCCAAAUACCUUUCAGGGGUUGGCAUAGCUCGUCAGCGCCAGGCGAUUGUUGAUGGACUAAGGGAUAGCGUGCUUGGCUUCUCUGAGAAUGUGCCUGGAACAAGUGCUAAGGAUGUGAUGGAUAUGGUGCUGUUGACUCAAUACUUCGAUACAAUGAAGGAAAUUGGAGCGUCCUCAAAAUCCUCGUCUGUUUUCAUCCCACAUGGCCCUGGUGCAGUGAAAGAUAUUGCCUCGCAGAUUCGUGAUGGACUUCUUCAGGGAAAUUCUGCAAUUCAGCACUAGUGAAAUACAAGCUUUAGUAGAUGUAUGAACCUUGUGUGCCUGCUAAGACCUUUACUAUAUUAUGCUUGCUUUGUGUUUCCUGCUUGUUGAAAUAAUACAAAUUCCAAGGUGUGAUUUUUAAGAA